This is a messenger RNA of Daldinia caldariorum, 827 nucleotides long. RefSeq lists its product as uncharacterized. Lineage: Eukaryota; Fungi; Ascomycota; Sordariomycetes; Xylariales; Hypoxylaceae. Bases 98 to 694 code for a protein of 198 amino acids. The record is from RefSeq and is a predicted model, not a curated record. The transcript has a single exon.
GUAGUACAAUGUAAGCAAAGUGAGUAACGAAAAGUCACUGCUAGAAAUUAGACCCUUUGAGCCAACUAAUCUGUAUAUAUAGGGGGCCCUACCACCGAUGUUCUUGCAUCAACCAUCCUUGGACCUUGGAGCCAGCGCAAAGCAAGCCAGCCAGCCAAUACCAGCAGUCCAAUUUACUAAACAUCAGUGGCAAAGACGAAAGAUGACUAGAUCAAGGUCUUCGAGCUCUUCCAGCAGCAGCAGCUCUUCUAGUAGCAGCUCAUCCGGCUUGAAAAAUUCUCGCAUAAACCCAGCAGCCAACCGGACGGAAGGUAAGAGCGCGAAGAAAUAUUCAGCUUCCGACGUCGUGUCCCAGCUCCCGUCUCUAUGGCGCCACAUGCGACGCGACUCAUCUUCCGGACCUGACGCAAGUAAAGCGAGCCCUGAAGCGGCCGAACAAAGUAGCAGGACGUCUUAUAUACCCUUCUUACGAGGCCGCGGACAGUCCAGCAAAGAUGCGAAGAAGCUUCCGACUUCGCGAUCUCCCAGUUCAGAGCGUCUUUUGCCGCGCCAUGAUGAUGAGUUGGAAGCGCACCAGGAUUAUUCGUCCAUAGCACCGCGGAAUGAUGCAGAACAGCCUGCGACGACCUGCAGGAGUCGCUUGAGAAACUGCUGGGGUGUUCUACUAUUGUACCUAUGCCUUCGAAAAGCGUAGAAUAGGGGCGAUGUUAUGGUUGUAUGUGCAGCAAGCGAGAAAUAGCCUUUGUCUAAUUAUAAUAAUACCGCAUCGUAUUAUCAAAAGAAAAUCUAAAAGAAGUAUUUUAAUAACCUAUGAAACUGAUAGAUGA